This is a messenger RNA of Varanus komodoensis (Komodo dragon), 4656 nucleotides long. RefSeq names its product bridging integrator 3 (gene BIN3). The transcript has 9 exons. NCBI's taxonomy places the organism in Eukaryota, Metazoa, Chordata, Lepidosauria, Squamata, Varanidae. Gene Ontology annotation, cellular component: cytoplasm; actin cortical patch. The record is from RefSeq and is a predicted model, not a curated record. Gene Ontology annotation, molecular function: protein binding; lipid binding. The coding region runs from base 2458 to 3234 and encodes 258 amino acids. Gene Ontology annotation, biological process: plasma membrane tubulation; actin cortical patch localization; endocytosis.
AUACUAAGCCAUGCCAAGAACUCGGCUUACUGUAGAGUCGGUCUUGCCUACAAUGGGCCAUCUGAACUUGGCAGACCUUUUUUUUUUUCUUUUUUUUGGUAGGUUGCUGUGAUCAGAUGCAGAGGGAGUGACAAAAAAAACCCCUUGAGGUUGUAAUGUUAAAAAAAGAGUCUUUUGUCAAUCGUUUGCAACUGUGUUCUUUUAGAUGUCUGACCCUAAUUUUACUCUUUUGAUACUCUGAAAAAUGAUGGUGAAUGAGGAGGAGAGCAAUUGGUGUGAGGAAGGAGAGAGAAGCAGGUUCUGCCAUGGAGGACUAGAGGUCUGAGGGCCACGGAGCAGGAGAACAACCCCCAGUGGGCUUGGCCAUCUGUCAGACAUACUGUGGGUCAUUCAGCAAACAACCUUCCCACUGUGGCUUCUACACAGGGUGGCUUAGUGCAACGUGUGAAUGUGUCCAGUGGCUUUUCCAGACUGAGCGCCUGGUUUUGACAGGUGUAAAAUGUUAAGGUCUAGGGUAAUUAUUGUGCUCUAUGCCUGAGAGUGGCCAAAUUAAAUCAUACCUACCACUUAUUGCUACAGGUAUAUGCUGCUGGCAUGCCAUCUACAGUGCCUGUUUUUUCCACUUUGGAUGGAAAUAUUUGUGCAUCAAGGGCUAACCCCUGUGAAGGCCCUGAUAUUUGAUCAGGAUUAUCUAAUUUAUAUCUUACCUUUCUAGUGCAAUUAGUUGCACCUGCCAGCUAACAAUAAUAAAAUAUAGAAAAACAUAUAAUUAAAACAACAGAUCAGGUAAAAAGACAUAGGAAAUAAACAGCAUAUUACAGUUAAAAUCCAAUCUAAUAUUAGAUGUGUAAUUAGAACACUGUGGCCUUUCUAGUAAUGCAUAAAUCCUAGUUUUCAUAUUCAGAAGCAAGUUUCAUGUCCUUGCCAGCAUUGCGACCAUUCUGUCCUUGAUCUGCAUCUAGAGUUCUUUCUCAGUGGCAGCAAUCCAUUGCUUUGCAAAAGGACCUCUUCUCUUGAACGUAGGAUCGCCUCUGUUACCUGCCUUGUUUGUAGGAGAGGAUUUGCCUGGAUUCAGGUCCAUUCUACCUCCCAAACAAGUUGGUUGGUGGUGUCAACAUAAUCGUCAGUGUCAUUGCUCGGUGGCGCUUACGGAGCCCAGAAGCAUUGCAUAGACCUAAACCUUAUAACCUGCUGGGGAGGUUGGAGAUUUGAAACAUGCAGGUAUAGGCAAUGGGUAGUCUUUAGUGAAGCCUGUAUUUGAGCAACAGUUUGGUUAGGCUGAUAAGUUAAAGUAGACAGCAGAACCAGAUAGGGCACCAUCAGCCCUUUGUGUCAGUUUAACCCAACAAACUGGUAUCUGUAGUACCACUCUCUGAUAAUCUUCAGUGGUGUUCCAGUAGCUAGAACAAUCUACUGGCUCUGCUUCAUCUGAUCUAGCACUGGAGACUCUUUAACUGGCAUCCAGUUUCCAUGGUUGGAGACAAUUCUUUGAUAUAAAAGCCUUUUAACUUGAAGACAGCAGGGAUUGAACCUGGAAAUUCUGCAUGGAAAAUCUCCGCUGUGCCAUGGUGGUGUUGCCUUUCUUUAGAUAAUCCCUCUGUUCCCCACAAGGCCUGUGGACCCUUUGCUAAGAGGCCAGUUUCAUGCCCAGUUAAGAGAUUCCAGUUCUCAGUACUGUUCUACAUAUGGCAAUCCAUGUGCGGGAACAUGUCAUCUUAUUAUACAUUUUCCAUCUGGGCACCGCAACCAUACCAUCUUUUUUCCUGUUCACCCCUUGCAUGUCCCCCUUCUCUUUCCUCCACCACCCAGAGACUAAGGGUCUCCCUGUUACAAAUUCUGUAGCUCCCUAUCUGGGAAUUGUAGGUUUAAUUCUGGGUUCCUUAGCCCUAAUUACAGACCUUGAGGUUUUGCAGUUGCAGAAUAUGGAUAUUUUAAGCAAAGUGAUUAAAACAAUACCGGGCCAGGUUGUCUUGUAAGGAAGUAAAUGGUCUGCUCCAAAGAACAUUUUGUUCUGGUAAUUCGCACCAGUGAAGAGUGUAGACAAAUCCACUAUUUAACAGUAAGCAUCCACACGUAUUUGGUCACUUUCAUUGACUGAAUAUAAUUCUCUAGCGGUAGAUGUCGUGAUUUGUUCGGAGCGUUCUCUUGAUCUUCCCCGUAUUUAGAAUAUUUUUUCAUGCCUGUAUUUGCUUUUGUUAAGCACUGAGGUUAAGCCUAACUGCACAGAAGUAAUAUUGACCUCAUUUGACUAUACAUUUUGACUUGAAUGUGACCAAUCAUUUUAUACGAAAGAUCAUAAACUCUUUGUGGGAUAGCAGAACUCUAAAGCUUAUGUGAUUUAAAUGUUGAUCAUUCUUUUUUCCCCUCAGCAAAUGCUGUCCAAGUCUUCUGUUGCUUUUGACAUCAUCUUUCCCUGCUUGCAUUUUGACCACAUGUAUGUAGACAUGCUGAAAGGGAAUGCGAUGUCAGAGUAGAUACAUGAUUCCGUUCAAGAUUGGGCAGCCAAAGAAACAGAUUGUACCCAAGACAGUUGAGAGAGAUUUUGAACGAGAGUAUGGAAAGCUUCAGCAGUUGGAAGAUCAGACUAAGAAACUCCAGAAGGACAUGAAGAAAAGCACAGAUGCGGACUUAGCAAUGUCAAAGUCUGCUGUGAAAAUCUCGUCUGACUUGCUGUCCAACCCACUCUGUGAACAAGACCCCAAAUUUCUUGAGAUGGUGAUGGCCCUGGACACAGCCAUGAAAAGAAUGGAUUCUUUUAACCAAGAGAAGGUGAACCAAAUCCAAAAGACAGUUAUAGAGCCAUUGAAAAAAUUCAGUGGUGUUUUCCCCAGCCUGAAUAUGGCAGUGAAGCGGCGUGAGCAAGCUCUGCAGGAUUAUAAGCGGCUACAAUCCAAGGUGGAGAAGUACGAAGAGAAGGAGAAGACAGGACCCAUCCUGUCCAAGUUACACCAGGCUCGGGAAGAACUGAGGCCGGUGAAAGAAGACUUUGAGGCUAAGAACAAACAACUUCUGGAAGAGAUGCCCAAAUUCUACAGCAGCCGCAUUGAUUACUUCAAGCCAAGUUUCGAAUCCCUGAUCCGGGCUCAGGUUGUGUACUACACGGAAAUGUACAAAAUCUUUGGAGAUUUAACACAACAGAUUGACGAGCCUGGCCUGACAGAUGAGCAGAGGGAGAAGGAAAACGAAGCCAAGCUGAAUGAACUGAGGGCACUUUCUAUUGUAGCUGAUGACUGACCUCCAGCCCCAAAGCGGCAGCAGCGGCAGCUUAUCCUGAUGCCGCGGGCCAAGAGUGGAAAUCUCCUUUUGCUCUCUCUUCUCCAGAGACCUCCAAAAGGGGUCUUUUAGUCCUGUGCAAGCCUGCUGUUUUGAUCUUGGUGAGUGUCUCUGCAGCGGCUCCCCAAAGGCUGAAUCCCACAAUCAGCGCGACAAGAGCCUCAUCACUGCAGCUGGCAGAGGGGGGUUUGUGGGCUGGGGGAGCAGCUCCUUACCCUGAGCAUUGAUUGAUGUGGCUUUCUGGUGUACCGCACUGACCAGUCAGUCUGUCUGCAGCGGGGCUGCACUUACUCCUCCCAAAAUCUGCAACUUACAGCUUUGGUGUUUGUCAUGGUAGCUGGCCAGAUUUAACAUAGGGCUGCCCCACUGUGCCUUUAGGGGAGACCUUGUCCUCCCACUGAGACCCUGUUUGACAGGAGGCACUAUCAAAUGUUUCUGUAUAUUCAGGGAAUAGAAGGCUAUCAGAAAGCACAGCCUAAAAAAAAUACUGAGCACAAUAGUUGGAUUCACUGGGGAGUCACUGAAUUAUUAUGAGCCUGGAGGAAGGCUGCCAGGGCACAGGGAAGGGAACAUUUGGCUGUGGGGUCUUGACGUAGGCUCCUGCAUUCAGUGAAACUCUUCACAGGCCUGUGUAAAGUUACAGAAAUAACCACUUGCACGACAGUUGCAGGUGUCUAACUCGUUUUCCUGUGAGACUGUUUGCAUAGCUUGCGCUGGGGACAGAGGAUUAAGCUAAUAAUAAGGAUGCAUGAACCCUAUUUUUGUAGGGGAAGCUGUUGGGAAGGCAGAUUCCCCUUUACUUUCUUCUACCUUCACCCGCUAUAGAUGUUUUUCCUGCUGUAGUCCUUCAUCCUGUUCAUUUAUGGUUAAUCAAAACAUAAAGCAAGGAGGUAGAUGACUCUUGCCAUUUCAAGUGCUCCUGUAACCUGUGAUUCUAAUUUUAUUUUUACAAAAAAGAAAAAACCCCAAAACAAAACCCUGUCUUCCUGCUUUGUAGAACCAACACUCACAGCUGCCCUCUAUGCCUGAAGAGGCCACCUUAAGCAGUACACACCUGUUGGAAGAGAACAGGAUUAAUUUUGCUCCUGUAUAACACUAGCCUGCCACCUGCAAGGAUCCUGCUGGAGCAGUCCUUUAGACUGUAGCUGUGCUCCCUCACCCCGCCCCACCAACUUCCAGCCUAACGUUUAGUCUGAGGAACUUAGUACUGAUGGACAAGGAUCGUUUGUUGGAAAUACAGUCCCCAAAGCAGAAAUUCUUUCCUGCUUUUUCUACCUCUCAACAAUUUUGUAAGGCCAGCCGCAUCAUCGCUCUGUAGAUACCUCUAACCUUUCCCAUCAAAGGUAAGUAAAAGACCCAAAGGCAGCUACAUUGACAACAAAA